Molecule: messenger RNA, 1911 nt
Organism: Penicillium alfredii
Lineage: Eukaryota; Fungi; Ascomycota; Eurotiomycetes; Eurotiales; Aspergillaceae
Exons: 2
Coding region: 1-1911 (636 amino acids)
Biological process (GO): chromatin remodeling
Cellular component (GO): Swr1 complex
Molecular function (GO): ATP-dependent H2AZ histone chaperone activity
Source: RefSeq, a predicted model, not a curated record
AUGGAUGGGCCUCCUCCGCCACCACCGCCUCAUGGCGAGAACCCUCACACCACUGAGGGCGAGUAUCGCAAAUCCUCCGACCUGCCGGAAGGCAACUACGACAUUUUCAUCGUGCCGCCACACUCGUCUGGCUCUGGGUUCGUCUAUUUGCCAUCAUUGCAAUGCCACCGAAACAGCUUUCUUGCAGGCGUUGGGAGUACACUUCUCGUGGUCCUGCUGUGGGUUCUCCUCGCACCCAUUGUGAAUGCUUGGUAUACCGCCACCGUCGCUGCCGGCGGUGGUAGCAUAGUGAUGAUGCUGCUGGCAAUCGCGUCUUCCGGCGCCAAUCAGGGGAGAGGCUCGAACUUCGGCGGCAACCAAGGUGGACAGCAACAAUAUAGAGCAAACUUUGGUGGUGGAUCGAACCGCGGCGGUCAGUAUUCUGGGAACCAGUACAACUCUGGGCCUCCCCCGAACACAGACCGAAACAACGCAAAUGAAAACAACCAUGGGCCGAACGGAGCCGAGUGGGAGCGUGCGCGGGAGGAAACAAGGCGCAAAGAAGAGCUGCGACGAAAGAUGGAAGAGUUCAAACGUAAACGAGAGGCGGAAGCCAGAGAGAAGGAGAAACAACGCCAGCGAGAGGAAAUUGAGAAAGAAAAGAAGCGUGAGCGUGAGGCUAUGGAGAAGGAGCUGAAAGAGCGCCGCGAGCAGCUCGAGCGUGAGAUGGCUGCCGCCAAGGCAGCGUCAGAGAAAGAAACGCGUGACCGAAUUGCAAGAGAGGAAGCAGAGGCCCGCGAGAAGCAACAGAAAGCUGCGGCGGAGGCCAAGGCACGGGCAGAGAAGGCCGAGGCCGAGGCAAAGGAAAAGGCAGCCAAGGAAGCGGCCGAAAAAGAAGCUGCGGCAAAGGAAAAGGCCCAAAAGGAGGCCAUGGCCAGAUUCGCGGCUCUCAAAGAGGCCGCAACCAAGAAGUAUGCCGAGAAAAAGGCCCAGGAUAUCAAGAACGAGGCCAGCGCCAAAGCAUCCAGCAAGCCUGCCAGCACUGCAAGCGCACCUCGAACGCCAUCCCCCAAGAAACCACCAGCUCCGACAGCCAAAACAAGCAUGGAAGAAGACGAUGCAUACUCGUUUCGGCCAUACGAUCGCCCACGGCGGCCAUAUGGUGGUGCUUCGGGGUCCUCGGUUUAUUCUGAAUCCUCGUACACACCCUCCCAGUCGACAGCGCGUACUACGCCUCCACCAUCCCACCGCAGCGCUUAUUCGACCAAGGAUCCAGACAAGAUUGUGAUCCAAGGUGUAUACGCAUUCAACAAUGCCUACCUCAAGACCCCUGUUGCACAGCUCGUUGCAGGCCAGGGUAUGGUGACCGACGGGCUUGUGCUGCGGAUCACCACCGAAGGCCUGUUCAUUGAUGACGACCUGCGUGGGAUCGGGCAGCGUGAAUGGGACGUCAAGGCUUGGACGCUGAAGCUGGCCGAGGUCUGGUGUCCCCAGAUGAACGCCACGACCCCGGCCUCCAAGCCCGGGUCCAGCAACCCCUUCUCCUUCCGACGAGGUGGUUCUGCACACUCAGUUCCCACCAAUGAAGAAUCCGACGCAUUCCUUAAUGGCCUUCUUAAGGUGUGUAAGAAUACCUGCCGGUUGGCGUCUCCGAGUGCAUUCUUUGCCCGCAGCGCAGCUGCCAGUGGCAUCAACGAGGGUGGACCGGUGCACCCUCCGCAGUCCGAGUUCCGCGGUCUUCAUGUUCUCCGCGCCAGCUUCCGUGACCAAGAGGGCAAGCGAUACUUCUUCGUGUUGCAGGACACCGAGGCCUGGAAGGUCGCUAUCGGCCUGCAGCGACUGCGUGGCGGCGCGUUGGUCCGCGCACUUGGCGUGACUGCGCUACCUGCCCCCGAAUGCAAGAGUCUUCUCGGGACACUGGGCUAUAUCUGA